AGCUAACUACCAUUAAAGCAAGAGCAUCAUUGUUGGUCUAGCUACCUCCAGGCACUUUGUAUAAACUUUUUAUCCGUUAUUGUUGAAGUAAUUCCACAAAAAUGGAAGACAAAGCAAAUUCUGGCAGUACUGCAGUCGAAGCUGCUGAAAAUCCAACGGCUCCGGCGAAGAAACCAUCAAAGAGCAAAUCGAAGGCACAACGUGAGAAGGCAUCUCAUCCUCCAACCUCUGAGAUGGUUAACGCUGCUAUCAAGGAGUUAAAGGAUCGCAAAGGAUCGUCUUUGCAGGCGAUAAAAAAAUAUAUCGCCUCCACUUAUAAAGUCGAUGGGGAAAAAUUUGCCCCGUUCAUCAAAAGAUAUUUGAAAUCCGCCGUGACAUCUGGCACUGUGGUUCAAACAAAAGGCAAAGGAGCAUCUGGAUCUUUUAAGCUUUCUACUGGAAAGAAUUCUGAGAGUUCGAAGACCAAGAAAGUUCCACAUCCAACAAAGAAAUCUGUACCGAAAAAGACACAGUGGGUCGAAAAAAAGACUGUUUCUAAGAAAACUGCUCCCGCUAAGAAGCCAGCAACACCAAAGAAAGCUGCUGUCGAAAAGAAACCAGCACCAGCAAAAAAGAGCGCAUCCAAGGUAGCUGCAGCAAAACCUAAAGCUGCUUCUGAAGCCAAAAGCAUGUCAAAAGCUAAAAAGACUGCUAAGGCACCAGCAGCUAAAACCAGGACUCCUAAACCGAAGAAAGCUGCGGCACCAAAAACAGUCAAGUCACCAGCAAAAAAAUAAUUAUUUUUAAAUACUAUCCACUACAUCCAAAUGGCCCUUUUCAGGGCCACUAAA
Molecule: messenger RNA, 830 nt
Organism: Apis florea (little honeybee)
Lineage: Eukaryota; Metazoa; Arthropoda; Insecta; Hymenoptera; Apidae
Biological process (GO): nucleosome assembly; negative regulation of DNA recombination; chromosome condensation
Cellular component (GO): nucleus; nucleosome
Molecular function (GO): double-stranded DNA binding; structural constituent of chromatin; nucleosomal DNA binding
Source: RefSeq, a predicted model, not a curated record